This is a messenger RNA of Arachis ipaensis, 708 nucleotides long. NCBI's taxonomy places the organism in Eukaryota, Viridiplantae, Streptophyta, Magnoliopsida, Fabales, Fabaceae. The record is from RefSeq and is a predicted model, not a curated record.
AUGGACUACACCUCUGCCUCUAAGUUGUCUCGGAACAGUGGUACAGCGCUUGAAGACAAAACUCAUUACAGACAACUAGUUGGGAGGCUGCUCUAUCUAACCAACACCAGACCAGACAUAGCCUAUGCUAUGGGGAGGCUUAGCCAGUUCAUUGAUUGUCCCACCAAUGUUCACAUGCAAGCAACUCAGAAGGUGUUAAGGUACUUGAAAGGAUGCCCAUCAGUUGGCUUUUUCUUUGCAGCAGACAAUGAUCUCAAAAUCAUUGGUUUUUCAAAUGCGGAUUGGGCAACGUGUGCUGACUCUCAAAGAUCCAUCACUGGCCACUGUUUUUAUUUUGGAAGAUCCUUAAUCAAUUGGAAAAGUAAGAAACAGAGCACCAUUGCUAGAUCAUCUUCAGAAGCGGAAUAUCGUGCGUUGGCUCUUGCAACUUGCCAAGCUCAAUGGCUAUCGUAUAUCAUGUGGGACUUGGGAAUGCCAGUCAUAGAACCUAUUACAUUGUUCUGUGAUAACAGAUCCGCCAUCCACAUUGCUACAAACCCCAUCUUUUAUGAGAAAACAACGCAUAUAGAAGUAGACUGCCAUACUGCGCGCAACCAACACCUCUCUGGACUCACCCACUUAAUGCCAGUGUCCUCUUCAAACCAAUUAGCUGAUUUUCUCACAAAAGCUUUGACACCUGGCCCUUUGCAACCAAUAUUUUCAAACUAG